AUGAGGUGUUCAGAGGGAAUAAGAGUUAUCCUUCCGUCUAAAGUGCAUAUGAAAGCAGAGGUUGAUAUUGCUAAAUUGUGGAUAGACAAAUGUCAGGCCUAUUUGAGACCAAGCUGCAAUAAACUUGCAUUUGGAGACUUUCUUAAAGUUGAUGAUAUCAAGGAUUUAAUCAAUCAGCCUGCAAAUUUGAAAGUCAUUCUUGACACUUCAGAACUUAAUUCUGUUCUCAACAAUAUUGAAAAAUGGGAACAUAGUUCACUAAGUCUACUCAAUAAUUUUAGAACCUUACUUCAUUUGAAUAGUAUUGGCUCUACAGUUGACACACUUCAAAGAAAAUUGGAGGAGCUACAAGGUAAAAUGAACACAAAAAUUGAAAUUGGAUUAUCUCUUGGUUUUGAGUUCAAGGUUCUUUGGGAACUGAAGGAUUCUUCGUUGAUGCUAAGAUGGAUAUUGAAUGCACUGUCUCUGUGCUGUAUGAUUCCUUUAUUGCAGGAUGUUGAUAGAUUAAUUGAAGAAGCAGUCCACCUUCCUGCUUCCUUAGCAGAUUGUUCUUUGGUUACAUUGUUGAUGAGGGCAUUGUCUUGUCUAAGAAAAUCACUUACUUUGCUUCCUGGUUCUGGAACAUCUGCAAAAUCCAAAUUGGAAGAUGUUGAAAAUAUUCUAGCAGAAUUCAAGGUUAGUGUUUUGAAGUGAUCUGCCUUUU
Messenger RNA from Zea mays, 703 nucleotides. RefSeq lists its product as uncharacterized. Bases 1 to 693 code for a protein of 230 amino acids. The record is from RefSeq and is a predicted model, not a curated record. Lineage: Eukaryota; Viridiplantae; Streptophyta; Magnoliopsida; Poales; Poaceae. The transcript is spliced from 4 exons.